Papaver somniferum (opium poppy) is the source of this 4153-nucleotide messenger RNA. RefSeq lists its product as uncharacterized. The transcript has 2 exons. Lineage: Eukaryota; Viridiplantae; Streptophyta; Magnoliopsida; Ranunculales; Papaveraceae. The record is from RefSeq and is a predicted model, not a curated record. The coding region runs from base 2592 to 4016 and encodes 474 amino acids.
CGGCGGUGUUUCUUAAAAAAAAAAUUUAAUAAUAAUAAUAAUAAUCUUUUUCUUUCCACUCGUGUUUUUUCCCCUCUUUCGUUUUUUUUUCCCAAUAGUUUGAAGAUUCUUUUAGGUGUUCUGAAAUCUUCUCUGUAGAUUCAAUUUGGGUGUGAAGUCUCGUGUUCUUCAGUUUGGAGUGGGUUAUUUCGUCGAUAGAAGCAAGGGUUCUAAUAAUAGUUGGCAGUUUGAAGAUUCAAUUAGGCGUUCUAUACAUCUUCUCUGUAGAUUCAAUUAGGGUUUGUAGACUCGAUUUCUCAGUUUCCAGAGGGGUAUUUUGCCGUUCGCAGCCAUGGUUCUAACAAUCUUUGGCCGUUUGAAGAUUAAGGGUUUGAAGUCCUGAAUUUCUCAUCGUCGGUAGAAGUGUUGUUCUGGGUUUUUGAGCCAUAUUGUUCUACUGUAAGUGGUUUAUUGAAUCUGUAAUUAGGGGGGUUUGGGAUUCAUAUUCAGGUUUUUGUGCUUUGUGUUGUAGUUUUUGGAAUUUGGUGUUCAGGCUUUUGUUUUCUUUUGACGGAUUCAAGAUUCCAAAGGUUCCCAAUUUGUUUCCUUCAUUUCUUCAUCUCUUGCCCUGUGGCGAGGUGUUUAGAGGCAGGGGUUCGUCGACUGCAGAAUUUGGCUAGUGUUUUUGUAUUUUUUUUUUUUCAAUUUUCAUCUUUGAGAAUCUGUAGUUGAAUUUGGUCUAGGGAGUUUGUUAAAGGUGUGGUCGGUAAUUGAAGUAUUGUUUUUGUUUCUUUUCAUCUCCAUCUCUGUGAGACAAUAGAUGAAAUUGAUUUGGGGAUUUUGUUGUCCUUAGUUUAUAUUGGCUUCUUUAGCACUCUGAAGUGGGUUUUUCUUGUGUGUGUGUUUGAAGAAGCACAAUCAGUGGUGUAAGAAUUUGAAAUUAGGACUCUGAAGUGGGGUUUUUGAGUGAUUGAACAUGAGAUUCUGUGGUUUUUCUUUGAGUUGUGAAGGUUUAAUUAGUGUUUUGUUGUAUGUUAUUUUGAGUUUUCAUUGGUGUUUAAAUCUUUAAAUCCCAUACACUAAAUUCUAAUUCCUUUUUUUUACUGCAUUCUCUUCAUUGCCUGGGGUAGUUACAGUGGUUUCAGGAAGCCAUGCCUUGCACACGGUCUAAGUCUUCAUCUUCAUCCACGCAGUAUAGAGUAGCACCUUCUGUUGCUUCAGGCUCUUAUCAUCUUGGGUCUCCUUCUCCUCAUCCUUCAACAUCUGUAUCUCAAGGAGAUGAAGUUCAUUGCCCCUUCAAGGGAUACGACGGUUGCCAAGAUGGUGUGAGUGGAAGAGGAUAUGCAAAGAGUGCUAUCUACCGCCAUAUCACAGACAAGCACUUCCCCACUAAGAAGGACAAGGACAUUUGCAGAGAUCGUAUACAGACCAACUUUGAUUGCUUUGUCGCUUGGGAAAGGGUCUUGCAAGACCUGAAGAUGUGGAUGUGCUUUAAAUGUCUUCACUUCAUGCAUGGAAAAAGCCAUGCACUUCUGAAUCACAUCCAGCAGACAUCAUUGCAGGUCCAUUAAAUAGCAACGAUGCAGACUUCCUUAUACAUGGUGUUUUGAGACCACAAGCAACCGCGGCUAAUAUAAUUAGAGCCAAUCCUGAUACUAGCAAGCCAGCAGAUGGUGAUACAAUAGCCACCCUUACAGUGGAGAUGAUUCACUUGAUCCUUCAGAAACAACUCACUACCACUGCCUGCCGUUAGAAACUGAGCUACGGCCACUACUCAGCUGUCAUCUGUAUCCUCUCAUCUAAUGGUGUUGCCCCGUCCACCCCUGAUACUUUAUCUGACCUCCAGCAAAAGCACCCAUAUGCACCACCUCCUCAUAUCCCCACAAAUGAUAUCUCAACUCCAGCUUUAUCGGUUGAUGCUUCUGCUGUUCUUGCAGCACUGAAGAGCUUCCCGAAAGGUACCUCUUGCGGUCGGGAUGGACUGCGAGCUCAACAUUUGCUCGAUGCCAUGAGUGGUGCUGCCGCGGCUGUAUCAGAUGAACUUCUUCAUUCUAUUACAGGGGUUGUUAACCUUUGGCUCGCAGGUAAGUGUCCUCUAGUGCUUGGUGAAUUGGUUGCGAGUGCACCCUUGACCUCAUUGCUUAAGCCAGGAGGAGGGAUAAGACCAAUAGUAGUUGGGACUAUUUGGCGCAGCCUAUGCUCUAAAAGUGCUGUUACGGCAGUCUGUAAGGACAUUACUGCUUAUUUAGGGACGUUUCAAUUUGGGAUAGGCAUACCCUGCGGUGGUGAGGGCACAUGCACUCAGCCAAUAGGCUCUUGGAGAUGAAGGGUGCUGAUAACACCAAGACUAUGUUGCUCAUAGACUUUUAUAAUUCUUUUAAUCUUGUGGACAAGUCUUCACUCAUUAGAGAAGCUAGAACUCAUUGUCCAUCUAUUUCACGGUGGGUCGAAUUUUGCUAUUCACGACCGGCACGUCUUUAUUGCAAUGAUACAACUCUUUCAUCUUCACAGGGUGUUCAGCAGGGUGACCCCCUUGGUCCCUUGCUGUUCGGCCUAGCAUUACACCAAAUCGCUGAGAAGAUUGCUUCGCACUGCACCCUCGACCUCCAUGCAUGGUGUCUCGACGAUGGUACCAUCGCAUGUAUACAAUGGAGGUGUCCAAGGCACUGAAAAUUAUUCAAUCUGACGGGCCAAGCAGAGGUCUUCACCUGAAUGUCACCAAGACCAAGAUAUUUUGGCCUAGUUUCGAUCCGAGAAGAGAAGCAGCUGGCGUUUUCCCUCCAAACAUUGGUAAGCCUUCAGCUGGUGUGAAACUCUUGGGUGGCCCUGUUAGCCUUGGUCUGCAAUAUUGUAGUGUCAUGGUUCACAGUAGGGUUGGUAAAACUCUACAACUCAUGGACAAGAUGAAGCAGCUUCAAGACCUGCAAAGCGAACUUCUACUUUUACGCAACUGUAGUGGAGUUUCCAGGCUCUACUUUACACUUCGCAUCACCACCCCUUCGGCAAUUCAAACUGCUGCUGCACAUUUUGAUAAGCACCUCUUACAAUACUUGCGACAAAUUGUUGUUGGAGAUGAAGCUGGUUUUGGUUUGAUACAACAUCUGGUUACACUGCCACUUAAAGUAGGGGGCUUGGGAAUACAUACAAUGUCUAACACAGGUCAGUUUUGUUUCCUAGCCUCUUGUGCACAGACCCAACAUCUACAAACCACCAUCCUAAAGCAAUUAUCGGUUCCAGUAUCGAGUCUUAUGUAUCAGCAAGCCGUACAGACCUACAAUCAAGUCUGUGGGCUAUCAGACACCAAUUUCAGCAUCAACGACGCCGCCCCUCGGUAUAUGAAAUCACUGGCGGUUAUUUACUUUGGUGUUGUUAAGGAGAAAAUAGCCACCGACUUCUCUUUAUCUGACCGAGAUCUCACCCUAUGGCACUACAAUAUAAUUUCCCAUCCAAUGGAUUUUCUGAAGGCCAUACCUAUCAGCGGACUUAACCAAGCUAUCGUGCUAAAACAAUUUCGAUCUGUGCUCAGCUACCGGUUUGGCAUACCUCUCUUUGGUAAGGACAAUACAUGCUCAAGUUGCAACAGACACAUGGAAGUAUUCAGAGAUCAUGCCUUGCAUUGUGCUAGCGAUAUUAGGCCUAAGUUGCGGCACAACUUGGUGAGAAAUGUCUUAGCUGAUAUGUGUUAUAAAGCUGGAGUUGCUGCUAGGAAGGAAGCUGUCCUGGGGUUCUUGUCCGAUAAUGCUACUAGUCUCCGACCCGCUGACAUCCUGGUUUAUACUUGGGAAGAUGGGAAAGACGUUUGCAUGGAUAUUAUCGGUGUCUCUCCUUUCACAAGUGCUAGUACUCGCGACCUUUCUUCUGGACAUGCUAUUUCAGCCGCAAUCGCUUGCAAACGUACUAAAUACCUAGACAAGUGUUUAUCGCAUGGUUACAGUUUUGGUGUGUUGGCCUUCUCAAUUAUGGGUGCACUUGGUGAACAGACUCUCUUUUCUGCAGAGAUCAAGAAACUGUCUAGUCAGUCAGGAUGCAAAUCAUAAGAUAGGAAGCUCUCUCUUUUAUAGGCUAGUGAUUGUUAUUCAAAAAGGUGUUGGUGCCCAGCUUGUCGCUAGGUUUCCAGCCAUUCCUUGUAAUGUUACUCUUUCUUCAUAAAAUGUAAUAAAUUCAGCGAAAACAC